Messenger RNA from Cherax quadricarinatus, 6007 nucleotides. Its product is annotated as hemicentin-2. Lineage: Eukaryota; Metazoa; Arthropoda; Malacostraca; Decapoda; Parastacidae. The record is from RefSeq and is a predicted model, not a curated record. Gene Ontology annotation, biological process: synapse organization. Gene Ontology annotation, cellular component: neuron projection membrane.
UAUCUAGCCUGUAUAUCUAGACUGCUGAUUCUAAAUGAAGUAACUAACCUAGAGAUCUGCGUGUUGAUGCUUGAUGAAGUAUAGAGCCUAUUGACCUACUGUGUUAAUUGUUACAACAUGGACCAAAUGGCCUGGGAUUGCUGAUUCACGAUUAAACGGUAUUUACUCUAUUUUUUGCAGCAUUCAUUCUAUAUCCCGUUUGUCUCAAAAACUUCAGUUUUAUUAAGCAGUGUUUAAGUAACUGGAUAAAAGUUUUUAUUGUCACUGAAGUGUAUACAGUAGAAAAACAGAGAAAUGUAUUUUUUUUAUGAAAAUCAAAGUUCAGAGAGACCCUCUUCAAGUGACUGCAGUGACUGUCACAAGUGACUGCAGUGACUGUCACAAGUGACUGCAGUACUGUCACAAGAGACUGCAGCAACUGUCACAAGUGACUGCAGUGACUGUCACAAGUGACUGCAGUGACUGUCACAAAUGACUGCAGUGACUCACAAGUGACUGCAGUGACUGUUACAAGUGACUGCAGUGACUGUUACAAGUGACUGCAGUGACUAUCAAAAGUGACUCCAAUGACUGCAGUGACUGUCAUAAGUGACUGCAGUGAUUGCCACAAGUGACUGCAGUGACUGUCACAAGUUACUGCAGUGACUGUCACAGGUGACUGCAGUAACUGUCACAGGUGACUGCCGUAACUAUCAUAGGUGACUGCAGUAACUGUCACAGGUGACUGCAGUAACUGUCAUAGGUGACUGCAGUAACUGUCACAAGUGACUGCAGUAACUGUUUCAAGGUACUACAGUGACCCCUACAAGUGACUGCAGUAACUGUCACAAGUGACUGCAGUGACUGUCUCAAGUAAGUGCAGUGACUGCUACAAGUGACUGUCACAAGUGACUGCAGUGACGGUCACAAGUGACUGCAGUGACUGUCACAAGUGACUGCAGUGACUGUCAGAAGUGACUGCAGUAACUGUCACAAGUGAUUGCAGUGACUGUCACAAGUGACUGCAGUAACUGUCACAAGUGACUGCAGUGACUGUCACAAGUGACUGCAGUGACUGUGACAAGUGACUGCAGUAAACUGUCACAAGUGACUGCAGUGACUGUCACAAGUGACUGCAGUGACUGUCACAAGUGACUGCAGUAACUGUCACAAGUGACUGCAGUGACUGUCACAAGUGACUGCAGUGACUGUCACAAGUGACUGCAGUAACUGUCACAAGUGACUGCAGUGACUGUCAGUAGUGACUGCAGUAACUGUCACAAGUGAUUGCAGUGACUGUCACAAGUGACUGCAGUGACUGUCACAAGUGACUGCAAUAACUGCCACAAACAGCAGGGAAUCAUCAAUUAUGCGAGGCUUUAAGUUUGAGUGAGACGUUUAAAGGAAUUAGUAGUGGAGGGUCGAUCCUCCGUCCGCUGCUCGGGAGACAAACACUUCAACCUCUCCCACAUAGGUGAUCUAAGUGUUACGGAAAAUUAUAGUUAAUCGAAGUGUCAGUUACGCUGAAAAACACUGGAAGCAAAACAAGAGAACAGAAGCCAGGAGCCACUGAAGAGAGUAGCGCAGUGAUUCCUGAGACGAGCGCAGUCACCCAGCGGUGUCUAGGCCAGCCAACUGGCUAGAGAAGUGAGUUGCUGACCUUCUUGUGGAAGAGGGGUUGAAUCACAGCUGCUGGCACCAACGUGUCUCUAAGGAUGGGCGACACCAAUGGUGCAGGGAUGUUCUUCAGCCAAACCACCACCAACACCGUUAUUCUGGCCUGUUGCCUCGCCGCUCUUGCUGUUGCAGUAGUGGGAGGUAGCGUGGUGAACAUGAACCGGUCAAGCAGGACGAACACCAAAGAGAGACAUGAACAGGGACAGCUGGAGCAAGAGCAGAGGCAGCAGGAGCAGGGGCAGAUGGAACAGAGGCAGCAAAAUCAGGGGCAGCCGGAGGCACUCAGCAGCAUCAAUGAUGGAUCGCUCAGCAAUGAUACUGAGUCUAAGGGACUCUACUUCGUUGAGGCUCCCAGCAGACACGUCACAGUGCGGGCUGGCCAGGCAGCAACACUCACCUGUAUCGUCAAGCACUUGGCUAACAGACAGGUGUCGUGGAUCAGAGGUCGUGACCUUCACGUACUGAGCUCAGGAGCGGUGACCUUCUCAUCGGACUCUCGAGUGAGUGUCUCUCACCUACACGACUCCUGGACUCUCACCAUCAGGUACACGCAGCCCCGCGAUGCUGGUUCCUACUCCUGCCAGGUCAACACUCAGCCCCCCAUCGCCUCCUGGUACAACCUUACCGUUGUAGAGGCUCGGGCCAACAUCCUGGGAAAGGAGACCAUGUACGUGCAGAAGGGGAGUACCGUCAGCCUCGAGUGUGUCAUCAAGGAAGAGCUGGUCAUCCCUGGACUGGUGUUGUGGUAUCAGGAUGAUCGGUUGGUGGACCGAGACUCAGGCAGGGUCAGUGUGGUGACUAAUAUUGGGAACGUCACCACAAGUACCCUCAAGGUGGCCGGCGCAGCGCUCCAUGACUCGGGAAACUAUUCCUGCUGGCCUUCCGCAGGUCGACCCGACAGUGUCAUCGUCCACGUCAUACAAGGAGAUCCACCAGCUGCCAUGCACCACGGCAACUCAGCCACCUGGGUGACUACCAUGCUGCUGGUGCCAGCUGCCUCCCUGUUCACCCUGCUGCUGAUCCUGCUCACCUGACACUGACCUGCACACCUGCCAGCCUCCACCACUUCAACUCACCUCUUCCAUCAUUAUGUUCCAGCAGUGUCGCAUAUACCUGUCUAGGCCACCACCCUCUCUUCCUCUCAUCCUCAAGAACAAUCAUCAAAGAUAGUUUCUAAGUAUAUAUACUUUUACACGUGAUCUCCAAUUUAGAAUAAAUAAACAAGUGACUUACCUUAUUUUUAAGAAAAUUACUAAUUUUUGAGGUUAAAUAUUCUUGUUAUUUAAGAGAACUAUAUUCUUCUCUCCUGUGAGUGAGGAAACUAAGAUACUGGAGUCAGCGUUGCACCUAAUAGCACCUUACGCAGGAGGUUAGUAACUGUGUGUCAAUUAAUUUACAAUACAGCCGAAUAACUCACCGAACGGCGAAACUAGCAGGCUUGCUAGUUUAGAACUGACAUUUACCAUGAGUUUAAACUCUCUGUUCGGUGAGUUUACAAUCGUGUCAUUACGAUUUCGCGAGUCAUACAACAGAACAUUUGUAUUCAGGGGCGGCACCAGAAUUUCCGUGCAGGGGAGUGAGAGGUGGCUAUCUGGCUGGGAAGACGACGACCUGGAAACACUACGAUGGGAGAGCAAGUCACCUGUUUUUUUACUUAAUAGUGUAUAAUACAAAUCAACAAAACUAGCAGUGUUAUCUAAACAUCCUUCAUUCACAUAACUACAUGAAAUUACUUCAAUACAAAAGCUAUCAGAAUAAUGGUGUUCACCUCGGCCUUACUGAUGUGAUGAUAGAUAUCUAGAACACAAUAUAUUAACUCUGUUCUGAAGUUGAAGAAUGAGACACUUGUGUAUCAUUGGGAUAUCUUCACUGAGCUAGUGGAUUCAUCUGUUCAGUGGACUGAAGAAGCCACUCAUGGUGAAAUGUUUCCUCUAAUAAAUGUUCUGACCGGUAUACAAAUGUCUUUUUUCCUCAUCAGUUCAAUACAGAGAAGAACGGCUGUAGAUCAGGAGUUUGAAGUAAUUAGUCCCUCAGCCUGGAGAGGAUGGACUGAUUACCUCAAAUUACUCAGUUUCCGCUGCUCUUCUCUGUAUUAGGCUGAUGCAACCACUGGCUAGCGAAACGUUUCCUCAGUAAAGACACCCAAAUGUAGCACAAGUGUCUAAGUUAUCAACUUUUCUCCAAUGAGUGUCUGAAGGUAACUGAAAAGUUAUAGCAGUGUGAUUCUUUCCUUGUUAUGAUUAGAAGCAAAAGUAUCAGUGAGACCUGCAACAUCCGUACUCUGUUCUUGUUUAAUUGAUAGAUAUAAAUGCAAUAUCACUUGUUCUUCUACUGUUGCUUCUCAAGUAAGAUUUUGUCAGUCAAGGGCAGAAAAAAAAACUAUGGUAUAAAUCUUGGUAGUAGAUACCGGUAAAUUGGUUUAAAAAUACACGUUAAUAAGCACUAGGACAUUUAUGAGAAAACGUUUGAAGGGAUCGAGGUUCCAGGACCGAAGCGUUUUCUAAUAUGUCCUAGAGUUUGCUAAAGAGUCUCUGUAAACCAGGAAAAAAGUGUGUUCACGUGGUGCAAACUUAACUGACAGAGUCACACUGGUGUACACCUUUUAAUACAGACCUGUGGAAGCAGACUUGUGAAGAAAUGAUAAUAUGACCCAGGUGAGGAUUCACUGCUGAUAAACCCUUCAAUAUGCUGCAUGAACUGUUUGAAAAUCACCUGUUUUAUUCGUUGACAAACCUAUGACAGGAAAUAAACAUGUGCAUAGAAUUCAUAAGAUAAUGCCAUUUUAUGACGAAGUUCAAGUUGAAAAUAAUUUCUGUAAAUGACAUAACUUAAAGUAUUGUCCCAGCAUAUAUUAUUACACAUCAGUGUCAGCAGCUUGAUACAAACGAGCUGCAUCUUGCAAGAUAUCCUGCCACAAAUUUUCUUAGUGAUUUUCGUGAACGUCAGAGAGAACGGACAGCAGAAGCCACCUGGGAGUGAGAGGACUGACGAUGGUCAGACCAUGACUUAGUGAUUUCCUUUCAAAUCUUCAACAUUGUAAGAGUGACUGUGAAUAACAUAUCAGUGAGCCUGUAAAUGGCCCUUGCUUCUGUUAGUCUGUUUGCAUUUGAAGUUCUUAUAAUGUUUAGGUUUGCAGAAGAGGCUGGUAAUAUCAAUUUGACAGCGGAACAUGCAGUGUCCUGACAGGAUCAUCUUUUAACCGAUAGCCUCUAAUUCUGUUGGAUAUUCUGAAGAGUCAGCCUCACUCUGUUUUCCUUUUCAUAAACAUGCGCAUAACUGAUCCAGAAAAAAGUUGCACAACUUGUGGAUUUUGGCAAAGAACUCUGCCACUGUGUGAAUUCUGUGAACACAAAGAUAUUCACAUUGCAUACAUUCAUAUUCACAUCUCUUUGCACUCUCACCCCAGAGUCUAUUUUAAUAAGCAGGUGCCUCCAUAUAGGCCAGCUGAUGUUUGUUUAUGCUUACCAGUAAGAAGCCAUGACGUGUACAUGUAAAUAUUCAAGAUACUAAGAAAAGAACAGCUGUUGCUUCUUUGAGACACAGGUAUAUGGAUCAAACACUCAAACACUUACGUCAACAUGUAUUCAUAUUUAACCUUUCACUCAGAAGCAGUGUAUGUGGAUAUUUAAUUGCUCAUCAAUAUCAUAAGUAUAAAGCAUUAAAAAUUGAUUUACGAAACGAAUGGACAUUUACGUCACUGACAUUUAAGCCACUCAUGACCUUCACAUGACAAACCUCUUUUUUUCCGAGAGAGAGAAAAACUUACCUGUCUAUUAUCGCUACCUGAAAUCUUCCUCUGUAACUCCUGUGAAUAUAGUUCUUGCGGAUAAAUAAAUCUCGUAAUUACGAUGCACUUUAGCGAGAUUACUCGCUCAAUGAUGCAUAAGCAUGUGUUCAAGAGGAGAUGCAUACGUACACUGAACUGUUUGCAUGUGCUCUCACCUGUACACAUGACUGAUGCAUACAUGCAAUGAUGAAAGCUUGGCUGCAAUAAAUUGACUUAAUAACUAUUUCAAUAACGUAUCAUACUUAGGAAGGUAACCUCAGCAGAGAUAACCUAGUCUUGCAUAGAAAAUGAAAACUUUUUGCUCAUUGUACUAAUAUAUAGCAAACAGAGUAUGUCAGAUAUGACUUUGAUAGUAAGAUACACAAGGUUAUUAAACUUGAGUACAUUUGACAAGGAAAUUUUAAAUAAUGAAAUUUUUUUAUAUUUUCAUUCUCUCUCUCUCUCUCUCUCUCUCUCUCUCUCUCUCUCUCUCUCUCUCUCUCUCUCUCUCUCUCUCUCUCUCUCUCUCUCUCUCUCUCUCUCACCUCUUUAUAUGCAUGUACUUAUGGAUAUAAGUAUAAUAUA